This is a messenger RNA of Vigna radiata var. radiata (mung bean), 6623 nucleotides long. RefSeq names its product SRSF protein kinase 1. Lineage: Eukaryota; Viridiplantae; Streptophyta; Magnoliopsida; Fabales; Fabaceae. The record is from RefSeq and is a predicted model, not a curated record. The transcript is spliced from 3 exons. Bases 317 to 1651 code for a protein of 444 amino acids. Gene Ontology annotation, molecular function: protein kinase activity; ATP binding. Gene Ontology annotation, biological process: protein phosphorylation; spliceosomal complex assembly; regulation of mRNA processing.
UGAGUGGUAGGACAUAACCAUGAGAAGGUAGUAGUGGCAUUCAAUGAAAAAGAAAAAAAAAAAGGGGAAGAAGAGGGUGGAAUGAGAGUAUACACAUAAUCCAAGUCAUUAUGAAUGGAUGAAGAUGACACCUCACUCAAGAAUUAAAUUAACAAGGAAGGAAGGAAGGAACUGAAAGAAACCCUCUCCUUUUUCUCUUCAACAAACCCCUUCUUCAACUCCAAUCUCUUUAUUUUUUUUUCUUUUUUUCUGUUGAACAAAUUCACAAACACAUACAGUGCUUCUUUCUUAUUGCCAUCCUGCUGUGGUUGAUGAAAUGGGGGACAAGCACCAUCUCGACGACAGCAGCGAUUUCACCUCCGAGGACGAAGGCACCGAGGAUUACCGCCGCGGUGGCUACCACGCUAUCCGAAUCGGCGACACCUUCAACGCUGGUCGCUACGUCGUUCAGUCUAAGCUCGGUUGGGGCCAUUUCUCCACUGUCUGGCUCGCUUGGGACAUCAAACAUUCUAGGUAUGUGGCUUUGAAGGUUCAGAAGAGUGCUCAGCACUACACCGAGGCGGCCAUGGAUGAGAUAACGAUUUUGCAACAGAUUGCGGAGGGAGACCCUGACGAUAAGAAAUGUGUGGUGAAGCUUUUGGAUCAUUUCAAGCAUUCUGGUCCCAAUGGGCAGCAUGUCUGCAUGGUGUUUGAGUACCUUGGGGACAAUCUUUUGACGCUUAUUAAGUACUCUGAUUACCGUGGGUUGCCUAUCGCCAUGGUUAAGGAAAUUUGCUUUCAUAUUCUGGUUGGAUUGGAUUACUUGCACAAACAGCUUUCCAUCAUACAUACUGACUUGAAGCCUGAAAACAUUCUGCUUUUGUCGAUGAUUGAUCCAUCUAAGGAUCCUAGGAAGUCUGGGGCGCAGCUUAUUCUUCCUAAUAGUAAGGACAAGAUGGUGCUAGAGUCGUCAGGUGUGAAAGAUACGAAGAUGUUGAAUGGGGAUUUGGUUAUGAAUCACAAGAAGAAGAUUAAGAGAAAAGCUAAACAAGCAGCCCAUGGUUGUUUUGAGAAGGAAGUUUCUGAAGGAGUUGAGGGUAAUCCUGAAACUUCUGGGGCUGUGGAGUCGUCUCCUAAUGCGAGUUCUACAAGGGCUACCAGUUCUGCAGGAACUAGUAGGUUAUCGGAUGCUGAUGGAACAAAGUUGAAAGAGCAGGGUAACAAAAGAGGAAGUCGAUCAAUGAGACAGAAGCUGCUGGCAUCAGUUGAUCUCAAGUGCAAGUUAGUGGACUUUGGUAAUGCCUGCUGGACAUAUAAACAGUUUACUAAUGAUAUCCAGACAAGACAGUAUCGGUGCCCAGAGGUGAUUCUUGGGUCAAAAUAUUCUACGUCUGCCGAUCUUUGGUCCUUUGCUUGCAUUUGUUUUGAACUUGCAACUGGAGAUGUGUUAUUUGAUCCUCACAGUGGUGACAACUUUGAUAGGGACGAGAUUGGGAAUGGUUGGAUAAAUGCUAAUAUAUGUGCAAAGGGAAUGUAUGACUAUUUAUGGACACAUGCUUUGAACUCAGAUGAAACACAUCAAGGAAUUGAAAGGCAUUGUGACUUUGAGAGUAGGAACAUGACAAGUGAAUGCAACCAAUACCAAAUAAAGGGGAUAAUUAGAUUAGAGUGAUUUUUGUAUAAGUUCCAUGGCUUUUCCUCUCCUAUGUAUUGUUGUUCAGUAAGGAAAGUGCAAGCUUCACUUUACCAGUUAAUGAAGCAGUCCGAGAUUUAUUAAUCACACACAAAACAUCUCCAAAGUUUAGAUAAAACGUAGAAUACUACUGUCUGAAUCCCAACUUAUCAUUCACAAAACAUCUCAAAAGUUUAGAUUUUUAUGUCCCGCAUUUCCUACCCGAUUUGAAGACAACAGAUGAAUUUGCAUAUUCCAUUUAUAGAAAUUGAAAAGAGUCCACACAGAGAACGAAGCUUGAGAAAUUGAACCUAUUUCAAGUUGCAGAAUCCUUCAUAAAUGGCAAGAAAGUAGUCAAACGCCUUGACAAGUGAAAGCAGUGAAGAUUUCUCGUCUCCAUUCACAAUUUCUACACAAUCCCAUUUCACCUGUCAAUAUUCAAGUUAAAAAAACAAAAACCCAAAGCAAAGAAAGAAAAAGGAACUGAAAUUCCCCAAGUACCCUGGUUCCCAAGAACAUGCAGAGGAACCAUGGUGUCACCAGGGUGAGCCAGUUUGACCAAAGCCCACGUGAGCAAUUCCUUGUUGGGGGAGUCCAUCUUCACCCCACCACCACCUUUCGGCCACCAGAGCCUUCAUGGGAGGGUUCUCCGGUAGGAGCUGUUUGAGGCAUUUUUGACGUUGAUCAUGGCGGCGAGUGCCGGCAGCGAAGCAGCGAACCUUCGACGGCGGCAGCCUUCAGCCUUCAACUACGACAGCCUUCAACAGCGGCAGUCUUCAACGGCGACAGCCUUCAAUGGUGGCAACCUUCAAUGGUGGCAGCCUUCAACGGCGACAGCCUUCAACGGCGACAAGCGAGUGAGCUUUGACGACGGGGAUGUAACCAAGCAGAAAGCAAAGGAGGCCUUAAUUGAGAAAACAAAUAGAAAACCUAAACUGCAAACUGUAGUUAACUGUACUAGAUAUAAAAUAAGUUUAGUAUUUUUAAACUGAACUAUUAAUCAGUUUAAUCAGUUUUUAGUAAAACUUAAUUUAGUUUUUUUAAGUAUAAAAUAGUUCAGAUAAACUAUAGUUUAAGUUUUUUAAGUUAACUCUGCCCAGCUCUAUCACUUGGUGUUACCUUAUUAAGGACACACCUUUUUCUUGUCAUGGAAGCUCCUAUGUCCAAUACGUUCUACUUGUUCCAAACUUUUGUUCUUUAGUGAUUUUGGCCUCUUUUGCCUCCAACCCAAAUGAAAACUAGUCAAACAUUGUUCCACCACUUUUCCUUACAUACAAACUCAAGUCACAACCGCUCCCACUUUCCUUAAGUUUCUUAUGAUUCAGUUCCUCCUCCAACAUCAUCCCUUGCCGUGGAUCCUUCUCCAUCAAUACUAUUGCAUGACUCCACUUCAAAUUGGUCUAUUGCUCGUAAAGGAUGUAUUUGGUCUACUUGUAAUCUAUAUCCUAUUUAUAAUUUGAGUUAUCGUCAUUUGUCUUCAUUUUAUUUUUUUUUGUUUUUCUUUGUCUGCCAUAGUUGUUCCUAAAACUAUUAAAUGAGGCACUUGAUAAUCAUGGAUGAUGACAAGCCAUGAUUGAUGGAACAUGGGGUCUCUCGUAAGCAACGACACAUGGAAGGUUGUGCCUUUUCCAUCUAGAAAGAAGAUUGCUGAGUUUAAAUAGGUCUUUGUUGUUAAAGUUGGAUCUAGUGGUAUAGUUGGUUGCUUUGAAAAUUGGUUGGUGGCUAAAUGAUAUAUACAAAUUGAUGGGCUUGACUACUUUAGACUUUCUCUCCAGUGGCCAAAAUCACCACAAGUUGGCUUUUUCUUGCAACAGUCACUAUUUACCUCUUCACCAGCUUGAUGUUAAAAAUGGUUUCCUCCAUUGUCACCUUGAAGAGGAAAUUUACGUAGAACAACCUUUUGGAUUUGUUGUUCAGAGGGAGUUUGGUUGAGUGUGUAAAUCAUGCUGCUGUCUCAUGGUCUGAAACAUUCUCCUCGAGUUCAGUCGGGUAACUCCAGUCAUCUUAUGUAGGCUUUUGGAGGUAGAUAAUUCUGUUUUCUGUUGUCAUACUUCUUAGUAAGUGUGCUUAUUUAAUGAUUUAUGUUGAUGAUAUAGUUACAAAAAAUUAUAGGAUCUCUCAAAUAGAGGUGCAUUUAUUCAGCCAUUUCCAGACCACAUAUUUUGGUUUUCUAAAUUAUUUUCUGGUACACGAGUGGCUUAAUUAGGGGAAAUUGUUGUUAUUUCAGAAAGAAAAUAUGCUCUUGAUAUUCUAGGAGAGAUAGGGUUGAAAAAUUGCUAGCCUAUUAAUAAUCCCUCGGAUGUAAAUCAAAUGUUGAUGGUGGACCAAGGUGAAACAUUUUCAAAUUUAGUAAAAGAUAGGAGGCUGGUGGAAAAACUCAUUUAUCUCAAUAUUAUAAGACUUGAUAUUUCUUAUGUUGUGCGAGUUAGUCAAUUCAUGUAGAAUCCUCAUAUCGAUUAUUGGAAUGUUGUAAUAUGCAUUCUUAGAUUUAUCAAAAAGCUGCAGGACAAGAAUUGUUGUGUGAGGACAAAGAAAAUGCUCAAAUUAUAAGGUGUUUUCGUGCAGAUUAGGUUUUUUCCAUUGAUAGAAGAUUCAUCACGGGAUACUAUAUUUUCAUUGGAGAGAAUACUGUAUCCUGAAAGAGAAAGAAUCAAAACAUUGCUGCUAGGAACUAGUGCAGAAUUUGAAUAUAGAUUUAUGGCUUUGGCCCCUUGUAAACUUGUGUGAAUCAAACAACCCCUUCAAGAGUUGAAAUUUUGUGACGUUGAGCAAAUGAAGUACGUGAGGUCUAUUGGAGAUGUCACAUUGACUAAAUCUAUGACCAAAUUAUAAUAUAUAGAUGGAUGCGAAUCUCACCUUACUAAGUUGGUUUUGUAGGAUUGAACUACACAUAAAGUCAACAUUUUAAAUACGCUAUCACUAGAUACAUUCAAAGUAAAUCCUAGCCAAGUAUGUUUACCUAACGUGCCACCCACUACGAGAGUUCUUCCCUAGUCCCACUCUAGAGAUGUCCAGUCCUCGACACGAGGGAAUGAUAUGGAGAUCUCACAUCGAUGAGCAAUACCGUCAAAUUUACAUUAUAUAAGUGAUUGUAAUCUUCAUCUUACCAAACUAGCUUUGUGAGGUCAAGUUAAGUUUAAAUUUAACUUCCUCAAGAACAGUACUAGUAUUUGUGUUGCUAGUUUUGCGCAUCAUUGUACCCCAUUGUCACACUGGUGUUAGAAUAAGUUGUCUUAAACAAAAUUUAUUGAAAAGUUGUGUGGAUUGUACUGUACCUAGUUAUAUAAAUGUUUUCUUAUUCUCUUAUGUUCCCUGUUUCUGAAAUCUCCAAAGCUAUUAUAAAUAUGAGAUCCCAAGUGAGGGAAAACCAUCCUCUGAAAUUCAUUCUCUAUUCUUUUGUAUUUUUCUCAUGUAUUGGAUUGUGGAGAAAGAAAAAUAUAAAUGGAGCAAUGCAUGAUAUUGCGUAUUCAUUGGAGAGAAUAUUUUGUCAUGGAAGAGCAUGAAAUAAAGUGCUGUUACUAGAUCUAGUGCAAAAGUUGAAUAUAGAUUUAUUGCUUUGGCCACUUGAAAACGUGUGUGGAUUAAACAAUUCUUUCUAGAGUUGAAAUUAUUUGAAGUUGAUGAGAUGAAGUUGUAUUGUGAUAAUAAGGCAACCCUUUAUAUUGCUUCCAUUCUUGUGUUUUGUGUAAAAAAGACCAAAUACAUAGAGAUCGAAUGCCAUUUCAUCUUGGAGAAGCUGCUGUCCAAUGAACUAUGUACUGGAUUUAUCAGCUCUAAUAACCAACUUGUAGCCAUUCUUACUAAUUUCUGAGAGGGCCUAAAAUUCAAUUUCCAAGCUUGAUGCGUACAAUUUAUCUGAUUUAGCUUGAGGGGAAGUGUUAAGACUAUGUUUGUUAUAAUAGUGUACAACUUACAUAAAACUGUUUUGUGGUGUACCUAUCAUUAGGUUAAGGAACAUAGACUGCAAACUUUCUCUUUGAGACAUAGUUGUACUCACCUUUUUAUAUAUGUACACAUACACAUAUAUACACAUACCUAUCUUUACGGUGCAUUUUGAAAAUUAAUCCAUGAUGUGGAUUACAUUUAGUCAUGAUGUGUAUCUGGAAUAAGCAUAAAAUGAGGUAGAUAUGCAUUGAGUUUAUGACAAGCAUUUCUAGUAACAUAAUCUUUCCUAACCAGAAAUUUGUGUGCUUUCUGUUUGUUGACGUGAACUAGACAUUAGGUGAAGUUAAAUCUAGGAGGUCACAUUCCCAUGUAAAACCAUCAAGGUCUCUCUCAAUAGGACUAACCUCAUCAACAAUUAAUUUUUCGUAUGAAAUUUCAAAGCAUUGGAAUAAACCCUGCACGAGAACAAAAGCAAUAUACAAAACUCAUCCUUUCAGAGAGGAGAGCUUGGCCCAAGCAUUUGUAUGAUAAUUGCUUGUACGCUGUAAAACUCCUGUGUCCCCUUCCUACAAUAUCUAGGGAUUUGCUUUAGAUCAAGAUAAAGUAAGUUGUUUGGUGAAGACACAUGAAUGUUUUUAUUUUAUUUUUAACUAACAUGCCCCUAAUGUAUAAGAUAUUUGCGCUUUAAGCUUGGAAAAUACACAAACUAGCGAGGAAUAGAGCUUAGCCCCGUGGGUUGUGGCACCAUAUCCCUUCUGUAUAUUGUCUAAAUAGAUUUAACUUUUUUAGCCUAAAUAAUCGUUUUUAUGCAAAAAUUCUAUAAAAAGAAUAUAUUGUUCGGCGAAUUAAUUGAUUCAGGCAGAUUUUGUUUCUGUUGGUGAAACAGUUUAGUUUGCGUGCUGUUUACUUAUGCAACUUCUUGGAUGUUCUUAUUCUUUCCAAGGACGACAUAGUAAUUUACUUUGUUUGGGAGUGAUUGGUUAAAUCUCUAUAUUAUGUUAAGUUAUUUUCAGUGCUGCUGACACGUUUUGAAAUAAUUUUUACUUGUAUGUGCCCUCCAGUUUUGAUGUUUAAUAUUUUUAUUUUA